GCGUGUCUUUGUCUCGUCUCCAGCUCGCACGCCAAAAGCAGCCAAGAUGUGUUGCUCGGGGCUACUGAAGAUCAUCAUGUUCAUCGUCAAUGGCGCCAUCUUUCUGGUGGGCGCUGCCAUCCUGGGCGUGGGCAUAUGGGUGCUGGUGGACUCGAGCUCCCUGCUGGGCUUCCUGGACCACAUCGAGGACGCGCCCCCGGAGCUGGCCCAGCUGGCCAACGUGGGCUACCUGCUCAUGGGGCUGGGCGUCGUGCUCACACUCAUGGGCUUCCUGGGCUGCUGCGGAGCCGCCCAGGAGAGCCGCUGCAUGCUGCUCACCUUCUUCAUCAUUAUCCUCAUCAUCUUCAUCGCUGAGGUGGCUGGAGCCAUAGUGCUUCUUGUGUUCCAGCCCUUGGUGGACAAACUUCUCACUCAGGUUGGAGGUAAGGUAGUUAAGAGCAUCGAGAAAGACUACGGGAACAGCGACGGCCUCACAACCUUCUGGAACACCACCAUGGAGGAGUUGAAGUGCUGUGGGUACUACAACUAUACAGACUUUGAGAAGUCCCCGUUUGUCAACCAGAUAAGCAGAUACCCGAUUUGGUGCUGUAAGGAUGACGUGGACUGUACUGCUGCUGCUGCUGCCAGAGCCGACAUUGACGGCUGCUUCCCAAAGCUGGUGGACCUGAUCGAGGAUAACGCUGCCGCUGUGGGAGCCGUGGCUCUGGGCGUCUGUGCGGUGGAGGUUGCUGCCAUGGUUGUCGCCAUGAUUUUGUACAAGAAGGCAGGCAAGAAGGCAGGCAAUAAAUAGCACCGCCAGCCAGGUCAAGACCCACCUGCAUCAGCCAAUCAGAAUCGCCCACCUGCAUCAGCCAAUCAGAAUCGCCUGGGUUUGGCCUGACAGCCAAUCGUUCUUCACCCCACCCUGAUCACACACUCACGCUUCUGUCCCCCAGAGAGUGGCCGACUCUAUUAAACAUCUGGAAUCUCACAUU
Messenger RNA from Clupea harengus (Atlantic herring), 974 nucleotides. Its product is annotated as tetraspanin-1-like. NCBI's taxonomy places the organism in Eukaryota, Metazoa, Chordata, Actinopteri, Clupeiformes, Clupeidae. The record is from RefSeq and is a predicted model, not a curated record. The coding region runs from base 47 to 790 and encodes 247 amino acids. Gene Ontology annotation, cellular component: plasma membrane. The transcript has 7 exons.